Raphanus sativus (radish) is the source of this 1913-nucleotide messenger RNA. Its product is annotated as probable WRKY transcription factor 4. Lineage: Eukaryota; Viridiplantae; Streptophyta; Magnoliopsida; Brassicales; Brassicaceae. Gene Ontology annotation, molecular function: sequence-specific DNA binding; DNA-binding transcription factor activity. The record is from RefSeq and is a predicted model, not a curated record. The transcript has 4 exons. Gene Ontology annotation, biological process: regulation of DNA-templated transcription. The coding region runs from base 183 to 1625 and encodes 480 amino acids.
AACAGAAAAGAAGAAAAAAAACUUGAAAUCUCCGUUAAAAGAAAACAUGACGGCAAAAAAUCGGACCGAGACACGAGUUACACGACACUGAUUCACACGGACAGUUAUAUACAAAAAGGAUUUAUCUUUUUCUUUUUGGUAAAAAUAGGAUUUAUCUUUUUAUUGUUUCAUUUUCGGGAUCGAUGUCGGAGAAGGAAGAGCUUCCGUCGACAUCCAAGUCCGCCGGAGCUCUGUCGCGACCCACUUUAUCCCUUCCUCCACGGCCGUUUAGUGAGAUGUUCGUCUACGGUGGCGGCGUUGGUUUCAGCCCCGGUCCGAUGACUCUGGUCUCAAACAUGUUCUCCGACACCGAUGAGUCGAGUAGGUCUUUCUCUCAGCUCCUUGCCGGAGUCGUCAUGCCUUCCCCUGCUGCUGGUAGCGAAGGGAAUAAUAAUAGUAAUAGCUCUAGUAGUGGUGUUGUUGAUGUUGUUGACCCGAGAUUUAAGCAGAGCAGACCGGCCGGUUUGAUGGUUUCUCAGUCACCGUCUAUGUUCACUGCACCACCGGGCUUAAGUCCUGCGAUGCGGCUGGAUUCACCGAGCUUCUUGGGUCUUUUCUCUCCCCUUCAGGGAUCAUAUGGAAUGACACAUCAGCAAGCUCUAGCACAAGUCACAGCGCAAGCAGUUCAAGCCAAUGCCAUUAAUAUGCAACAACCUCAAACCGAUGAGAACCCUCCUUCCUCUCAGGCCCUCCAAUCAUUUUCAUCUGAUCAGGCUCAGAACCCUACCUCGGAUCAUAUAACCAUCAUCGAGCAAAGGUUGUCACAACGGCCUCUAAAUGUCGACAGACCAGCGGAUGAUGGCUACAACUGGAGAAAGUAUGGGCAAAAGCAAGUCAAAGGCAGCGAGUUUCCUCGAAGCUAUUACAAGUGCACCAAUCCGGGAUGUCCUGUCAAGAAGAAGGUUGAGAGAUCUCUCGAUGGACAGGUAACUGAGAUCAUCUACAAAGGUCAGCACAAUCACGAACCUCCUCAGAACACUAAGCGAGGCAACAACAAAGACAGCACAGCGAAUCUAAAUGGGAGCUCGGUUAAUAACAAAACUACGAGGGAACAACAUGAAGCAGCAAGUCAAGCUACAACGGAGCAAAUGUCUGAGGCAAGUGACAGCGAAGAAGUUGGUAAUGGAGAAAGUGGUGUGAGAGACGAGCCUGAUGCCAAGAGAAGAAGUACAGAUGUUCGAGUUCUGGAACAAGCUGCUGCUGUUGCUGCUUCACAUAGAACCGUGGCAGAGCCUAGAAUUAUUGUUCAGACAACAAGUGAGGUUGAUCUUUUAGAUGAUGGAUAUAGAUGGCGGAAGUAUGGACAAAAAGUUGUCAAAGGGAAUCCUUAUCCAAGGAGUUACUACAAGUGCACAACACAGGGAUGUGGAGUGAGGAAACAUGUGGAGAGAGCAGCAACAGAUCCAAAAGCUGUAGUAACAACAUACGAAGGAAAACAUAACCAUGACCCUCCAGCAGCUAAAUCAAGCAGCCAUGCCGCUACAGCAGCGGCGGCACAGUUAAGGCAUGGCGGUUUGGCUAACUUAAAUCAGCAGCAUCAGCAGCCAGUUGCGUGCCUAAGGCUGAAAGAAGAGCAAACAAUUUAAGGAGAAGAAAACUCUGUAUAUCUCAGAGUGUUCAUCAGAAAGGGUUGUUCUAUGUUGUUCUAUGUUCUGGUGUAGUACUUAAACGUCUUAGGGUUUAAGGUUUUCAGAUUUCUGUUGACUUAUAUGUAUUCUUUUGUACAUGAAGAAGAAAAUUACAGGAGAGUUAUUUGUUGUGUCUUUGUGUUAUUGAUUCAGAAGAUAGUUACACGUUGUGUGGAUGAGGUUUUAUAUGUUGUAAUAUCAAACUGGACUUUUUGUUUGUUUAUUAGUAUACUGUUGUAAUCUGUC